Molecule: messenger RNA, 1105 nt
Organism: Ruditapes philippinarum (Manila clam)
Lineage: Eukaryota; Metazoa; Mollusca; Bivalvia; Venerida; Veneridae
Exons: 3
Source: RefSeq, a predicted model, not a curated record
AAAUGUAUUAAUGUGACAAUCCCUCAAGACGGUGUCAUUCUUGGUAACCAGAGGGGAGUCGGAAAAAGAAUCCGAUAUGAAUGUAAAGCGGGUUACACGGCGUUGAAUGGCCCGUUUGCUGUGUGCCUGGACACUGGAGUUUGGAAUGAAUACAGUUCAUGUAUUACUGUUCCGGCGCAAACUAGCACAGCCUUUCCUAUAGGACCUACAAUUGGUAGUAGUUGUGGCACAGAUGCUGAUUGUAUUGAAACAGAAGGAAGAUGUAUUGAAGGAAUAUGUUUCUGUCAUCCACUGUACAGAUACAGCACUUCUUACAAAAACUGUCUAAAAGUGUGCAAUUCUAUGUCAGACACGUUUCAAGAGAUAAAGAAAGAGUUCAUUGUCAAUUUUAACGAUAUUGAAGAAGCUACAAUAUAUUCAAGUCCAAAUGACUGCGAAACAGCUUGUGCUGAGGAUCCUAACUGCUCCUCGUUUGAGGCAUGGAAAGAUAAUGGUGUACAUAUGUGUACCAGAUCAUCUGUGAGUCUUAAUAUGGCAAAGGAUGCUGCUCCAAGUGCAGUCCAAUUCAAUCCGAAUGUUCAACUCUAUACACGACUUUGUGUUUAACCUUUAAUCCGGAGGAUGUUUGUCGUCUCUUCAAACGAUACUUUAAAUUAUUAUCAAACGUUUGGCGGCAAAUGAAACCGGAAAUUUUUAAUGACAAAAUGUUGUAAUAUAUGCGACAACAAAAGCGUUUGAUUCUAUAAAACGAUACUUUAUAUACUUGCAAAAUGUUUAUAAUAUAUUUUACAGGAAAGGUUUUUGACUCUUUAAAACGGUAUUAUAUAGUGGCAAAAUGCUGUUAUGCAUGUAGUUGUGAUAAUGUGCAAGCAAAGGCUUUUCGCUUUUUAGAAUAGCAUUUUAUAAAGGCAAAAUGCUGUAAUAUAUGUGACAGCAAAGGCCUUUGUCUUUUAAGAAUGGCAUUUUAUAAUGACAAACGCAAUAAUAUUUGUAAACGCUUUUUAAUAAUGCUCGACUUAUGUUACUAACAAUCAAUUGUUUUGAAUGAAUAACAUCAUGUGGAGAAGGAAAACUUUGGCUUUGUCAAAUAUAAACGUUUCAAAUG